CCCGAGCCACGCGGGCCUGCGCCCCUGCUGGCGCCUCGGUGGGAUUCAAGUUGGAAGUCAGCGGGGGACGGAGCUGUCCGGGAACUCGGCUGUCUCCAGAGCGAUGUUCCCGCAGAGCCGGCACCCUACGCCGCACCAGGCUGCUGGCCAGCCCUUUAAGUUCACUAUCCCAGAGUCCUUGGACCGGAUUAAAGAGGAGUUCCAGUUCCUGCAGGCACAGUAUCACAGUCUUAAAUUGGAAUGUGAGAAACUUGCAAGUGAAAAGACAGAAAUGCAACGGCACUAUGUGAUGUAUUAUGAAAUGUCGUAUGGAUUAAACAUUGAAAUGCACAAACAGACUGAAAUCGCCAAGAGAUUGAAUACCAUUUGUGCACAAGUCAUCCCAUUUCUGUCUCAGGAACAUCAACAACAGGUGGCCCAGGCUGUCGAACGUGCCAAACAGGUGACCAUGGCAGAGUUGAAUGCCAUCAUCGGGGUACGUGGCCUACCAGGUCUACCUCCUACACAGCAGCAGUUACAAGCUCAGCAUCUCUCUCAUGGCCAUGGACCCCCCGUACCUCUCACGCCUCACCCUUCAGGACUUCAGCCUCCUGGCAUCCCGCCCCUUGGGGGCAGUGCCAGCCUUCUCGCACUGUCUAGUGCUCUGAGUGGGCAGUCUCACUCAGCAAUAAAAGAUGACAGGAAGCACCAUGAUGCAGACCGCCACAGAGACAGAGAGCCAGGCACGAGUAAUUCCCUCUUGGUCCCAGACAGCCUAAGAGGCACAGAUAAACGCAGAAAUGGGCCAGAGUUUUCCAGUGACAUCAAAAAAAGAAAAGUGGAUGAUAAGGAUUCUAGCCACUAUGACAGUGAUGGUGACAAAAGUGACGACAACUUAGUUGUGGAUGUGUCUAAUGAGGACCCUUCUUCUCCACAUGCAAGUCCUGCACAUUCACCCCGGGAAAAUGGCCUUGACAAAAACCGCCUGCUGAAGAAGGAUGCUUCAGGCAGCCCUGCAUCCACGGCAUCUUCUGGAAGCUCUUCUUCCUUGAAAUCCAAAGAAAUGAGCCUGCAUGAAAAAGCCAGCACACCCGUUCUGAAAUCCAGCACACCGACACCACGGAGUGACAUGCCAACACCGGGCACCAGUGCUACUCCAGGCCUCCGUCCAGGUCUCGGCAAGCCUCCAGCCAUGGAGCCCCUUGUCAACCAAGCGGCAGCUGGCCUGAGGACGCCCCUGGCGGUGCCUGGCCCAUACCCAGCCCCUUUUGGCAUGGUGCCCCACGCAGGCAUGAAUGGAGAGCUGACCAGCCCUGGUGCUGCCUAUGCAGGUCUGCACAGUAUGUCUCCACAGAUGAGUGCUGCAGCCGCCGCAGCUGUGGUGGCCUAUGGGCGCUCCCCAAUGGUUGGUUUUGAUCCUCCUCCCCACAUGAGAGUACCUUCCAUUCCUCCCAACUUGGCAGGAAUCCCUGGGGGGAAACCUGCAUACUCCUUCCAUGUCACUGCGGAUGGCCAGAUGCAGCCUGUUCCUUUUCCACCUGAUGCCCUCAUUGGACCUGGGAUCCCUCGUCAUGCUCGCCAGAUCAAUACCCUCAACCAUGGGGAGGUGGUGUGUGCAGUAACAAUCAGCAACCCCACCAGGCACGUGUACACAGGCGGCAAGGGCUGCGUAAAGGUUUGGGACAUCAGCCACCCUGGCAACAAGAGCCCUGUCUCUCAGUUGGACUGUCUGAAUAGAGAUAACUAUAUCCGUUCCUGUAAAUUGCUACCUGAUGGCUGUACUCUCAUAGUAGGAGGGGAAGCCAGUACUCUGUCCAUCUGGGACCUGGCAGCUCCCACCCCUCGCAUCAAGGCAGAGCUGACGUCAUCAGCUCCUGCCUGCUACGCUCUGGCCAUCAGCCCCGACUCCAAGGUCUGCUUCUCAUGCUGCAGUGACGGCAACAUUGCAGUGUGGGAUCUGCACAAUCAGACCCUGGUGAGGCAAUUCCAGGGCCACACAGACGGAGCCAGCUGUAUUGACAUUUCUAAUGAUGGCACCAAGCUCUGGACAGGAGGUUUGGACAACACGGUCAGGUCCUGGGACCUUCGUGAAGGGAGGCAGCUACAGCAGCAUGACUUCACUUCACAGAUCUUCUCCCUGGGGUACUGCCCGACUGGGGAGUGGCUUGCUGUGGGCAUGGAAAGCAGCAACGUGGAAGUUCUGCAUGUGAACAAACCUGACAAGUACCAGCUGCAUCUCCAUGAGAGCUGUGUGCUGUCCCUAAAAUUUGCUUAUUGUGGCAAGUGGUUUGUGAGUACUGGAAAAGACAACCUGCUCAAUGCCUGGCGGACCCCCUACGGAGCCAGUAUAUUCCAGUCCAAAGAAUCCUCAUCAGUACUUAGCUGCGAUAUCUCUGUGGAUGAUAAAUACAUAGUCACUGGCUCAGGGGACAAAAAGGCUACAGUCUAUGAAGUCAUCUACUGAAACACUAUAUAAGUUUCACAUUUAUAAGAGAAUUGGGCCAAAUGUUUUGAAUUUGUAGAAAUAGAAAAGUUAUAACUUAAAAAAAAAAAAAAAAAAUCCUGGAGAAACCUGUUUCCAAACCUUGAUACAAACUUUGAGUCUACAGAGAGAAGGCAAUGGGUUCAUCAACAGCCACCUGUCCACCCACAAAGAUCAAAUGGAGCAACAGGACUUCACAGGCCACAGCUGUGGGAUGCUUCAUUCCAUGCAGACAGACUACAGAUGUAGGAUGGAGGAGCACCGUUACCACAGACAGAAGCCAUGGGUGUGGGAUGGAGGAGCAGAAGCUAGUGUCCCCCAGGGGUUUGUAGCUCACACCUUGCACAAGUGUGAGCCUACCUUUCUGUUCCUUGCAGCUUACCUCAUGUUGAGUACUUUGUAGAGUAGUGGUGUCUCUGAUGAACUUGUUUCCUGGAUUUGCAUCUUGUGAAUUUUUGUUUUUUAUAUUUUUGUUGUUAAACAUUUGUAUAAAUUGUAAAUACAUUUGGUUUACUACAGUAAAGCCUUUAGUACCAAUAA
Messenger RNA from Nannospalax galili (Upper Galilee mountains blind mole rat), 3001 nucleotides. RefSeq names its product TLE family member 1, transcriptional corepressor (gene Tle1). NCBI's taxonomy places the organism in Eukaryota, Metazoa, Chordata, Mammalia, Rodentia, Spalacidae. The coding region runs from base 104 to 2443 and encodes 779 amino acids. The record is from RefSeq and is a predicted model, not a curated record. Gene Ontology annotation, molecular function: transcription corepressor activity; protein binding. Gene Ontology annotation, biological process: negative regulation of canonical Wnt signaling pathway; regulation of DNA-templated transcription. Gene Ontology annotation, cellular component: nucleus; transcription regulator complex. The transcript has 21 exons.